Molecule: messenger RNA, 4281 nt
Organism: Trichogramma pretiosum
Lineage: Eukaryota; Metazoa; Arthropoda; Insecta; Hymenoptera; Trichogrammatidae
Gene: sty
Product: serine/arginine repetitive matrix protein 1
Exons: 3
Coding region: 1-2346 (781 amino acids)
Biological process (GO): animal organ development; negative regulation of fibroblast growth factor receptor signaling pathway; multicellular organism development
Cellular component (GO): membrane; cytosol
Source: RefSeq, a predicted model, not a curated record
AUGACCGCGAUACAUAAUGAAGUAAUCUCGGUGCGCUCUCGAGACAAGUAUGAGGAGAUCCAGAGCCUUGAGCAUCGUCCCACGACAUCCGAGCAAUAUCCAAGUGCCAAGUAUGGCCCGCUGAAUGCAGCGAUCGCCCGCUACACCUCCUACCAACAGGGACAAUCAAAUGGCCAACGCCGACCUCGGUGUUUCGUCAAGUGUAAAAGUGUGGAUACCCUGGACUGCAAGCCGGCGCCGGCGCUGCCUCCGCGGCGCAGUUGGCAGCAGCCGACGACAUCCUUCGCAGCCAUCAACGCGCUAGGCGUUGCGAGCGGCAGCGGCGGCGGCAACGGCGCCUCGCAACCUCCUCGGCCUAGUUCUAAUAGUUCUGGUAGUGCUUUAAGUGACGACUUUGUGGAUUGUGCCCGGCUGCAGGAGCAGGAGAAGUUUGCCAAAGCCGCUGCCGCUUGCCGCGACGCGACGAAUCGUCUGCUGCUCUCGCCGAGCUUUCAGCUCACGCCGCCCAGCUACCCCGCGCCUCCGCGGCCUCCCAGUCGAAACGGUGGGGAUGAAGCUCGCUGUGCGAGGGUGGGAGGAAGCGGUUGCGGAGAACCUAGUGGCACCCUUGCUCAUGGAAGCCCUUUGCCGCGAGCGCUACCACCUCGCGCCGGCGCAGUAUCAGCAGCAGCAACAGGCUGGCCCUUGCAGCCAUCCCUGUUCGACACAGCAGCCAGUACGACGAAUCCACAGAAGAAUCAGCAAGAGCAGCAGCAACAGCAGCAACAGGCAUCACCGGGUCGCCCGGUUGCACAACAAUGGGCUAGCCAGCAUCAGCAGAGUCAUCGAUUUAGAAAUAGCAACGUCCUGCAGAAGAGUUCACAAGAGCAAAGGAGAUUCGCGACCACGACCGCCAAGAACGCGCCCCGGCCCCCAGCCGUCCCACAGCGCAACAGCGAGUGGCACUGGCUCGUGGCCCCGACGACACUAGCACCCCCCGUGCCCAUCGUAGUCAGCCCCAGCAGCAGCCAUCUCAUGUCGCAGAAUGAGCCGGCCGCGCGGCCGCCCUCCACGACCCCCGCCAGCUCUGGAGUGGCCGCCGCCGCCGCCACCACCACCAACAGUACGCAACAGUCUCCGGUUCUUCGGCAUACGAGGCCGUUGCCGCCACCCCGGCCGGAGGGCCCGAUCGCCCCCGCCGUGGCGCUUUCCACGCCAUCGACACCGUCGCCGACACCCCUACGACCGGCCAGCUCGUUUCGCAUGGCUGGUCGCGCUGUCCCGGUGAGACUGGAGAGUAGUAGCACGCCCCCACCGAGUCGAAGCAGCAACCCCGAGCAGCAGCAGCAGCAGCAGGUGACGGUGAGCCUGCAAGCACCGAGACCCGAUGGAGAGCGAGUGACCAACGAGUACGUCGAGACGCCGUUCCGAGCCGGCCAACAGCAACAGAGCCGCAGCGACGAGCUGCUCGACGGAACGUCGCUGAAGAAAGAGGGCUCGGGCCCCGUGGCCACGCACAAGGCCCUACGGGGCUGCCUGUCGAAGGGCAGCAGCCAGCACGAGAGGCGAGGCCAGGCCCCGAGAGACGCCAAGAGCGGCAACGGCCUGCUACUGUUGACGCGCAAUCAGCGAGGAGGAGGAGGAGGAGGAGGAGGACGAGCGACCGCCAGCAGAGACAUAGAGCAGCUGGAGCAGUCGAGCCUACGGGCCAGCCAGCGGCUACAGGCUUCGAGCGCCAUCACGAAGCAGCCGGUCUCGUUCACGAAGGAGCCGCUCGGCGGCUCGAGGCAGGACGCCAACAGCGCCAGCCUGUCGAUCAUGUGCGAGCGAUGCGGCAAGUGCCGCUGCGAGUCGUGCAGGGAGCCGCCGCCGCUGCCCUCGCGCUGGCUCUGCGACAACGCCUGCCUCUGCUCGGCCGAGACGGUCCUCGACUACGCCAGCUGCCUGUGCUGCGUCAAGGGCCUGUUCUAUCACUGCGCCGACGGCGGCCUCGGGCCCGGGCCCGGCUCCGACAGCCUCGACGAGUCGAGCGAGCUCGCCGGCAACUGCGCCGACGAGCCGUGCUCCUGCGCCGGCCCCAGGUCCGCCGCCAGGUGGAGCUGCCUCGGCGCCCUGGCCCUCUUUCUGCCCUGCCUCCUGUGCUACUGGCCGCUGCGCGGCUGCGUCGCCCUCUGCGAGGCCUGCUACGCCAAGCACGCGACCCAGGGCUGCCGCUGCGAUCCCCGCAGUCUCAGGCCGCUGCAGACCAACGCUCGGCACCUGAGCUCGUCCUUGGCCGCGGCUCCCAUCAGCACGGUCAUGUCGGCCGCCGACACGGCCCGCGACCCCGAGAAGAGGCUGCUCGAGCCAAGCUUGCCCGACCUCUAACCGUCGUCCUUACCCUCCGACGGCUUGCCAAUGAGACUGAUUCGCAUACUAGUGUCGCUGUUGCCUUCGAAUUUGCCAAAGGAAGCUCGUCCAACGCGCUAACGCGACAUACGUACUUUGCUCGCACGCACGCACGCACGCACACAGACAGGGCGUACGCGCACCCACAGAGAAAGAGAGAAGAAAUAGCAUGUUUGUGCAUCGCCGUAGCCAGCACUACACCACUACAUGGCCGCGAGUGCGAUGAACUCGCUCACGCUCAGUGACGAGGACGAAGCGAGGCCGUCCAAGGCAACAAGAAGAACAAGCAGAAGAAGAAGAAGAAGAAGAAGAACGCGCCAACGCAAGGGAGGCUCGUUGGGCUCGCUCGCGCUCGCAGUCGCUAUCGCAAGCAAACUCUGCUGUUGAGCCUAGCACUGUAGAGCCUCUCGCUCACAGACAGACGCAACUCUGCACUCCAACUUCUGCUUCUACUACGAGUAUAAGCAAGCCAGCAAGAGUAAGAGACUGAGAGAGCAAGUGUAAGAGAGAAAGAAGCAAAGAGACUAAGACUGAGGCGACCAAGACCUCUCUCCGCAUUGCGCGUUUGCGCUUAUAAGAGUUGUAUGUGCAUAAAUUCGCAAACGUGUGUGUGCUUCGUGUCGCACUGUAUGCACGCUUAUGCAUAUGUGUACACUACUCUCUUUAUCGUCGUCGUCUACUCUUCCAGCAGUAUGCUGAUUCCCUCUUUGGAUUUUUCUCUCUCUCUCUCCCCUCUCUGUUUUAGCCUUUAGAGUGUAGAAAAAGAAAGAAAGAAUUUGGCAGGGCUGCGCGACCAAGACCAAGGGCCGCCGAAAGGAGAAAAAGAAAAAAAAGAAAAACACGUAUGCAUUGCAUUAGUACAAGAGUUGCAUUUAACGUGUUUGCUGUGUGAGUGUAAGUAAGUGUGAACUCGAGCGUUUGUGUGACGAACUGCAUACAUGCAGCAAAACAGAACCCAGAUGUAGUCAGAUGUACACGCAUAAACACAGGAUACGGAACAUUAAGUAUGUUUUAUUCGUCGAUAUUUUUGUUACGAUUGUUUUAUAUACGCAUCGUCCGAGUAGAAUACUCCAAAUUAAUGAAAUUAAAAUCAAUGUGAAAUGAGGCAAAAAUGUAUCGAGUGCUAUAAUGCUCGGCUUUUCUUUGAGAACAAGCCUCAAUUGCCAAACGAGAGAAUGCUGUGUAACUUACGUAUCAACGAAACAGUGAUGAACACAAUCGUGUGAUCCGAUCGAUUCUUAAUCGUUCUUUGCGUUCUCUACUAUGUGCAAAUAUCGACUGAAUGUGAGAAUGAGCAAAUGGGAGAAAAAUGGAAAACAGCAAAAUUAUUACGUAUAUAAUUUUAACAAUACUCCAACAAAUCCAUCUUAGUAGCACGAUCACGACAAAUAAUGCGCGAGACGUCUAAGCUUUGGCACAGUAUAGAUAGCUCUAUAUACAUUAUAAAUAUAAAAAUAAUUUUUAUUACAUUGACAAUAAAUGAUGAAACUAAAAUAUUUAUUGUAUAAUACGUUUGUAUAAAGCAGAAUUUUUUACGAUUAAUUUAUUCGUGGGCGUAUCGCGGGUAUAUAAUUAAUAUAUUUACACAACAAAACGCAACGAAAAAAAUAACAAAAUAUUUCCAAUAAUACAUACACGUAUAUAUUGUACAUUCAUACGUGUCUGUGUGUAUAUACGCAUAUAUAAUAAUGUAGAAAUGCGAGCAAAGAAAGUGAGAACGCCUUUUUGAACAAUUUUUUAAACUAUCGUUUUGGUAUACAAUUAUAUAAGUAUAUGUAAAAAAACGAGCCGAGAACCGAAUCCGAAGUUUUCCUCGAGGGAGUAUAAUACUUUAUUACUACUAUAAACCGCUGAAACAACUAUUAUUAUAACUAUUAUUACUAUUAUUAUUAUCAUUAUUAUUAUGAUUAUUUU